UUACAUUAUUUUAGGUUUCUAAUAAUUAUCUGCAGGAAUCGCCAUGACCCCAGCUCUACGGGAGACAACAGCAAAGGGUAUCUGCUUUUCACCUUUGCAAAGUACCAUGGAGUCUGACAAGAUGCUGUACGUGGAAAACCCAAGAACUGUAGAUGAAAAGCUAACGGAAGACACUUUUUCUCAGAUGCUGGGAUUUCCAGCUCCUGAACCUACAUUUAAUACUAAUUUUGUGAAUUUAAAACAUUUUGGUUCCUCUCAGUCUUCAAAACAUUAUCAAACAGUAUUUUUAAUGAGUUCUAACUCUACAUUAAAUAAGUACAAUGAGAAUUACAAACAAAAGAAAUUAGGGGAGCCCAGUUGCAAUAAGCUGAAAAACAUUCUGUGUAAUGGUGGCAACAUUCAGCUCAGUAAAAUCUGUCAUUCUCAAUCUGAAGAGUUGAUCAGAAAGGAACCUCUGUCAGAUACCACAAGCCAGUGCAUGAAAGAUAUACAGCUUAUUUUGGAUUCAAAUACCAUCAAAGACACUAAUGUAGAUAAGGUGCAACUGGAAAACUGUAAAUGGUACCAAAAAAAUUCACUUUUGGAUAAAGUUACUGGUGCUGAGAUUAAAAAGGGUUUAUUGCACUGUGCUCAAAAGAAAAUUGGACCUGGCUAUUCAAAUGUGCCUAGUAGUUCCUCAGCUGCCGAAAAAGAGGAGGAAGUAAAUGCUCGUUUACUUCACUGUGUAAGCAAACAGAAAAUUUUACUUAGCCAGGCUAAGAGAACUCAGAAACAUUUGCAGAUGCUCCUGGCAAAGCAUGUUGUUAAACACUAUGGUCAGCAAAUGAAAUUUUCUGUAAAACAUCAACUCCCUCAAAGGAAGCUGCUUCAUGAACCUACCCCAAUUGAGGAUAACAGUUUACAUAAAUGCAUUGAAAUUAAGCCAGAAGCCACCAUAUUGACUGCAGAAAAUAAAUUGGAUGAUACCAAAAAUGGCUUUGCACAGUGUACAGCUGCAGAAAUUCGAAGAUUUGCACUGUCUGCUACGGGUCUGUUGUCUCAUGUUGAAGAGGGUCUGGAUUCUGAUGCAACUGAUAGCAGCUCUGAUGACGAUUUGGAUGAAUAUACCAUUAGAAAAAAUGUGACAGUUAACUGUAGUACUGAAUGGAAGUGGCUUGUAGACAGAGCAAGAGUUGGGAGCCGAUGGACUUGGCUUCAAGCCCAGAUUUCAGAGCUAGAAUACAAAAUCCAACAACUUACAGAUGUUCACAGGCAGAUUCGUGCCUCCAAGGGUAUAGUAGUCUUAGAAGAAUCUCAACUUCCUAAAGACAUUUUGAAAAAACAAAAACAAUUUGCUGACCAAGCAGCAUUGUUGAGCACUACAGAGACUCCUUCUAUUCCACAAGAGAGUCAAGAUCCUUUACCAGAACAAGAUUUUGAAAUGUCACCAAGUAGCCCUACACUACUUCUUCGAAACAUAGAAAAACAGAGUGCACAGCUGACUGAGAUCAUCAACAGUUUGAUUGCCCCUCUCAACUUGUCCCCAACUUCAUCACCACUCUCCUCCAAAUCCUGUAACCAUAAAUGUCUGGCUAAUGGCAUAUCCAGGAGUGCUUCAGAGAAUUUAGAUGAGCUUUCUUCCUCCAGUAACUGGUUACUUAACCAGAAGCACAGUAAGAAAAGGAGAAAAGACAGGACAAGAUUGAAAUCUCCAUCCUUGUCUGUCAUGAGUACAGCAGCCCGAACAAGGCCACUUCAGAGUUUCCACAGAAGAAAACUCUACAGAUUGAGCCCUACUUUUUAUUGGACUCCACAGACUUUGCCUUCAAAAGAAACAUUUUUAAAUACUACAAAAAUGCCUUGCCUGCAGUCAGUUUCAACUUGGAAUGGCUAUGACUUCAAUUCACAGUCUCAAAUAUUAAGAGAACAUGUAUCAGAAUUAGAUUCCUCUUUCCAUUCUGUCUUAUCAUUGCCAUCAGAUGUGCCUCUUCAUUUUCACUUUGAAAGAUUGUUUAAAAAGACUGAAAUAAAAGGAGAUCUUGCUGAAAAUAAUUGUGUAGGCAACUGUAUCAUAUCUCCAUCACCUGUACAUAGUACUUCUUUGAGUCAAUGGAGAAAUGGAUAUUCACCUACAUGUAAGCCUCAAAUAAAAUCAGAAUCUUCUGCACAACUGCUACAGGGAAGGAAGAAAAGACAUUUGAGUGAAACAGCACUAGGAGAAAGAACACAAUUUGAAGAAUUUGGUUUUCAACGCACAGAACCAGGAUCCCAUAGCAAUUUUACUUCUUCUAAUGCCAACGUUAUAACAAGAACCCAGAAUUCAUCAUGUCAAAAUACUGCAAGGCGGAGAUUGAGAAGUGAGAGCUCUUAUGACAUAGAUAACAUUGUGAUUCCCAUGUCAUUAGUAGCUCCAGCUAAGUUAGAGAAACUCCAGUAUAAGGAAAUACUUACUCCAAGCUGGAGGAUGGUUGUUCUUCAACCUUUGGAAGAAUGGAACUUAGGGGACGAAGAGAUAGAAGAUCUUUCUGAUGGGGUAUUCUCCCUAAGACACAAAAAAUAUGAAGAAAGAGAGCAAACCAGGUGGUCCCUGUGGGAACAAAGCAAGUGGCACAGAAGAACCAGCAGAGCUUACAGUAAAAAUGUUGAAGGACAGGACUUGCUUUUGAAAGAGUACUCUAGUGACUUUAACAGCAGUCAGCCAUGUGCUGCUGAAAGUCCUUUUGAGCUUCCUUCAGACCAUGACCUGUGUGCACAUGGCUCGCCUUCUUUAAGUGAAGGUCAAGAAAUCAAGUCUUUGUGGUGGGAACGACGAGCUUUUCCACUGAAGGAUGAAGACAUGGCAGCCUUGUUAUGCCAAGAUGAAAAAAAAGAUCAGAUUGAAAGGUCAAGUACAGCCUUCCAUGGUGAAAUCUUCUGUACCAGUGCACCAGAGAAUGGCCACUAUCCAAAAAAGCAGUCGGACACAAUGGAAGAGUACAAAACCUUUGGUCUAGGACUUACUAAUGCUAAAAAAAAUAGGUGACAGGGAACUAGUUAAGAAAACUAGAUAACUAAAGAGACAACAGGAGGUUUAAAAAAAUAAUAAUAAAAAGCCCUGUUCCUGGU
Molecule: messenger RNA, 3084 nt
Organism: Tupaia belangeri chinensis (Chinese tree shrew)
Lineage: Eukaryota; Metazoa; Chordata; Mammalia; Scandentia; Tupaiidae
Gene: KANSL1L
Product: KAT8 regulatory NSL complex subunit 1 like
Exons: 14
Coding region: 44-3001 (985 amino acids)
Cellular component (GO): NSL complex
Molecular function (GO): histone acetyltransferase binding
Source: RefSeq, a predicted model, not a curated record